GCUGGGAUAUCAGUCACAGCAGCUCCUUUUACAAUUUCAGAAAACCAAUGAAACCUCUAGACAAAUAAAAGAAGCUAGCAAUCAUUCUGGUUGUCCCCAGAUAAACCUUACCAUGGACCCUUGAAAGCAGAAUGUCGCAGUCAUCCCCUCCUCUUGAUUUUAUUCCUUCGUCACCAGGCACCUCCUCCAAGCCAUCUCGCUACACAUACCGACAUCUCCAAUUACUCCGUCAGAACUCGCCGAUUAGUCCCCUCAGAGUCAUUGCGCACGUUGAUCUCGAUGCCUUCUACGCGCAGUGUGAAAUGGUCCGUCUAGGCAUCCCACGCGAUACACCUCUAGCCGUCCAACAAUGGGAUUCGCUCAUCGCCAUCAACUACGCCGCGCGCCCUUUCGGGAUUACUCGUAUGUUGUCAGCGAUCGAAGCGAAGAAAAAAUGCCCAGAUUUGGUCCUCCAGCAUGUUGCGACUUUUCGAGAAGGUGAAGGUGGAAGGUGGGCCUACCGCGACGAUGCGUCGAAAAACAUUCAGUCCGAUAAAGUGUCGCUGGACCCCUACCGUGCGCAAUCACGCAAUAUCUUGAGGACAAUCAAGGAAGAGCUCACAAAACUCAGGGGGGAACUCAUUGGUCUGGCGGGUGGGGCUUUGUCUGAAUUGCUGGCUGCGAGGAUGGAGAAGGCUUCUAUCGAUGAAGUCUUUAUUGACUUGUCAUCACUGGUCUAUGCUACUCUCUACCAGCGAUACCCAGAACUGAGAAAAGUGCCCACCGCUGAUGACAAAACCACUCCUUUGCCUUGUCCGCCGACAACCGCGCUCGAUUGGUCCUCGGAUGACGGUUUGGUAGACCUCGAUGAGAACGAGGCAGAGGAAGACGACCCUGACUGGGAUGACAUUGCUAUGCUGAUUGGUGCCGAACUCAUUCGCUCGGUGCGCGCCACCGUUUGGGAGAAACUCAGCUAUACAUGUUCUGCGGGUAUCGCACGGAAUAAAAUGAUGUCAAAAUUGGGGAGUGCUUGCAACAAGCCCGAUAAGCAAACAAUUGUCCGAAACCGUGCCAUUCAAAAGUUCCUAGAUGGUUUCAAAUUUACGAAGAUUCGCAUGCUCGGUGGGAAACUAGGGGAUCAAAUCAGUUCCGAGUUUGGAACUGAACAAGUUAACGAUCUCCUCAAAGUCUCACUUGACCAGUUUAAAGCCAAGUUAGACGAUGACACAGCAGUGUGGCUGUAUAACAUCAUCCGCGGUAUUGAUAACAGUGAGGUUAAUACGAGAAUGCAAAUCAAAUCCAUGCUAUCGGCCAAAUCUUUCCGUCCGUCCAUUAAUUCGGCAGAACAGGCGGAAAAGUGGUUGCGCAUAUUCGCUGCCGAUCUCUACAGUCGAUUGGUUGAAGAUGGCCUUCUCGAAAAGAGGAGACGACCAAGAACAAUUACAUUACAUUACCGAACAGGUGGCCAAAUGCAUUCGAAACAGCUGUCAAUACCAGGCGGUAAAAUGAUUGAAGAAACCAUACUCUUUAGUUUGGCACGAGAUCUGCUGAAACAAGUCAUGGCCGAAGGGAGAGCGUGGCCAACAGCAAACUUAUCUUUGAGUGUUGGUGGAUUUGAGGAUGGGCCAACGAAUAACAAGGCCAUUGACAGCUUCUUUACUCCAGGUCGGAUAAGCACGUCUGAGAGCAUACUGGCAGAAAAUGUGGCGGAAUCACGCGGUGAGAACCAACCAGCGAAGAAGCUGAAGAUCGCCAGCGACGGUAUUGGACGUUUUUUUAAACACGUUUCUCAAGUGGACAGCGAGUUGGAAGACAAGGAGACAAGUACCGAUACCUCUCCACCGCCAGAGGUAAGUUCAUUACAAUUCUCUGAAGCAUAUGAAGGCAACGACAUGCCUUCUGCCGCCGAUGGAAAUCUAGACAACGUAGAGCACUUUGGGCUAUAUGUCUGUCCUCGGUGUAAUCAGGAGAUUGUCAAAAAUCAUCGUGAUGAACACGAUGACUGGCAUUUCGCCAAGGAGCUCGAAGCACAGGAGGUCCAAGCAGACCGAACCUCCCAAGGAAUUGCCCAGCAAUCAUCCAGACGAGUAACGACAGAACGCAAGAUUCCCGGGCCAGGUCGGCCUCGUAGUUCCAAGACAGAGAAGGGACAAAAGAGGCUCUUUUUCGGCUGACAGCAAACUUAUAUUCGUGUAUACUGAUGUGUAUAUACUGGAAGACAAAGUACUCAGAUGUUUCAUGAAAUGAUACCCCCUUGUACAUUGCCCAAUCAACCCUAUAUCGAUGAUAUUAACAUCAGCCGUGUCCAAUUAAUACUUCCAGCUUCAGAAGUGCAUGCACUUUAAUGUCAAAAGAAUAUGACGCACCUCAGCCCCAUCCACUGAUACGCCAGAGACGCUCGGGUGGGGUAAUUAGAGGGG
Messenger RNA from Talaromyces proteolyticus, 2399 nucleotides. Its product is annotated as putative sister chromatid cohesion protein. The transcript has a single exon. Gene Ontology annotation, molecular function: damaged DNA binding; DNA-directed DNA polymerase activity. Gene Ontology annotation, cellular component: nucleus; replication fork; site of double-strand break. Gene Ontology annotation, biological process: error-prone translesion synthesis; response to radiation. Lineage: Eukaryota; Fungi; Ascomycota; Eurotiomycetes; Eurotiales; Trichocomaceae. The record is from RefSeq and is a predicted model, not a curated record. The coding region runs from base 132 to 2153 and encodes 673 amino acids.